This is a messenger RNA of Anoplophora glabripennis (Asian longhorned beetle), 1195 nucleotides long. RefSeq names its product endopolygalacturonase 1-like. Gene Ontology annotation, molecular function: polygalacturonase activity. The coding region runs from base 47 to 1144 and encodes 365 amino acids. Gene Ontology annotation, cellular component: extracellular region. The transcript has a single exon. The record is from RefSeq and is a predicted model, not a curated record. Lineage: Eukaryota; Metazoa; Arthropoda; Insecta; Coleoptera; Cerambycidae. Gene Ontology annotation, biological process: pectin catabolic process.
AGCACUUACGCGAAGUUGCAUAUUGUUUGUUUCAGGACUGAUAAUAAUGGGCUCUUUUAUUCCUCUUCUGAUAGCUGUGGUAGCUUGCGCAACUUUCGUUCACUCGGCACCUCAAAACGUCAGUGCGACAUCGUGUACUUUUACCAAGUACAAAAAAGACGAGAUCAAAAAGGCUCAAAAAGAAUGUAGCGAACUAACACUCAACGGUAUCGAGGUUCCAGCUGGUGAGACUUUGGACUUAACUCAUCUUAAAAGCGGUGCAAAAGUUGUCUUCAAAGGCACAAUCACUUGGGCAUACAAAGAAUGGAAAGGUCCUCUAAUCAAAGUAGCAGGUAGCAAUAUCGAAAUCAUCGGUUCCUCAGGGCACGUUCUCGAUGGUAGGGGAAAAUUGUGGUGGGAUGGUAAAGGGGGAAACGGCGGCAAAAAGAAGCCAAAAUUCUUCGCUGCCAAGUUGAAGAACUCUAAAAUUCACAAGUUGAACAUAAAAAAUACGCCUGUUCACGCCUUCUCUAUAAGCGGGUGUGAAGGUUUGGAAAUUCAAGAUGUUACUAUCGAUAACAAAGCUGGAGACUCUGGUGGUGGUCACAACACCGAUGCAUUCGACGUUGGCAACUCAAAUGAUGUCACAAUCAAGCAUUGCACCAUCUACAAUCAAGACGACUGUUUGGCUAUUAACUCUGGAACCAAAAUCACCUUUACCGACAAUUACUGCUCAGGGGGUCAUGGCAUAUCUAUUGGUUCUGUUGGUGGUAGAGACAACAAUGUUGUCAAAAACGUUAAGGUCAGUGAUUGCGAAAUCACCAAAUCUGAUAACGGAGUUAGAAUCAAGACUGUCUAUGGAGCCAAAGGAUCCGUAUCGGACAUCACCUACCAAAACAUCAAAUUGUCCAAGAUUCACAAAUACGGUAUUGUUAUCGAGGGUGACUACGAAAAUGGCAGCCCAACUGGUAAACCAACUGGAGGCGUUCCAAUCACAGGUUUGACUGUGAAGAAUGUAAAGGGUUCUGUAGACUCGGGCGGUGUAAAUGUGUAUGUCUUGGUGGAAAAUGCUAAAGACUGGCACUUCUCUGGCAUUAGUGUCUCUGGAGGAAAGAAGAAAAAGACAUGUAAGGGCAUUCCGUCCAGUGCAGGAAUUUCUUGUUAGGUUUUAACGCCUUUAUAUUUUUUAAUGGACAAAAUAAAUCGAUUUCAUGCC